AAUGUCAGAUUGGAUUCUUCAGAAACCCGAGAAACAAAAUAAUCUUUCACCGGUCAUAGCUGAGGCCAAACCGGAAAAGUGUGGACAAACAAAAUCGAACCGAACUGUACCAGAAGUUAACACCAAUGAAUCCAGAAGUGGUGUGCUAGUGGGCCGUAAAAGGCCCAUCAUCUAAAAAUCAUGAAGGAACCAACAAAAAAAGUCAAAGACGUGUCCGACGCGCGCAGAAUCCAUAUCAUAAGGAUCGAAGAGAGAGAGAGAGAUCCAGAAGAAGAAGAUGGCAUUGCAAUGGCUGAUUCUAUCGUACGUGGUUGCUGCGGAGGUCGUGAUCGCCGUGAUCUUGACUCUCCCUUACCCUAUGCUCCUGAAGAAACGAAUCGUAUCACUUGUCUCGCUCAUUCUCCAGCCUGCCGCUUCCAUCGUCGCCUUUGCUGGAUUUCAACUCCUCGAUCUUUACUGGAAGAAUGAGCAUAGACUAAUGUGCUCAUCUGAGGUUUGCACUGCUACAGAGCGUGAUCGCUACGAGAAAUCCAUCUACAAGGCUCAGCGGAACGUGGUUCUGUGUGCAGCUGGGAUCCUUCUCUACUGGUGUAUUUUCCGCAUCUGCAAGUACAACAAAGACCUUGAUUAUUUGGAGGAAUUAGAGAAAAGAUGCAAGGCAGAGUAGUAGUCUCCAUUAGUCUGGUCCUUCUGUUAUAGAUAUUAUUACUUCGGCUUGUGAGUAGUCCAAAAAACUGAAACAAGACCAGGAUGUAUCUAGAUAAAUCUUUCCACAGACCUUGUUUUGUGUUCACUCCUCUUGCAGCUUUGUGUUACUUUUCUAGAAACAACCCAAUUUUAUUGUGUCCCGACUUGACAUUCACAGAUUAAUUUCCUAGAAACUAACCUUUCUUU
Messenger RNA from Brassica napus (rape), 894 nucleotides. RefSeq lists its product as uncharacterized. Gene Ontology annotation, biological process: intracellular protein transport; endoplasmic reticulum to Golgi vesicle-mediated transport. The record is from RefSeq and is a predicted model, not a curated record. Lineage: Eukaryota; Viridiplantae; Streptophyta; Magnoliopsida; Brassicales; Brassicaceae. Bases 278 to 667 code for a protein of 129 amino acids. Gene Ontology annotation, cellular component: endoplasmic reticulum membrane; endoplasmic reticulum. The transcript has 4 exons.